This is a messenger RNA of Oppiella nova, 868 nucleotides long. The record is from the annotation of a GenBank genome assembly. NCBI's taxonomy places the organism in Eukaryota, Metazoa, Arthropoda, Arachnida, Sarcoptiformes, Oppiidae.
AGCUUAAAUUUAAUUUAAGUAUACCAUAAUUGAAAUUUAUUUUAUAAUUGCUAUUUAAAAUUAUAUUUACUAUAACAUUAGAGUAUAUAACAUGCCCGGGUACAAGGUGUCCAGGUUUCCAAAUUUAUCGGCCAAAGAAAAGCCAGAAUAUACGUGCAGUUUAUGUGAGGACAUACUCAACUGCCCGAUGACUACCCCGUGUUGUCUGAAAACAUUUUGCGAGGACUGUAUCACUAAAUGGUUACAAAACAACACUACCUGUCCUUAUGAUAGGAAAACGCUGACUGUUGAUAAACUAUAUCCAGCAUCGAGUGUACUAGUGUAUAAUUUAGGAAAUUUAAAAAUUAAUUGCGAGUUUUGGGAUAAUGGCUGUCGGGAAGUGAUAAAGUUAGAGGACCUCAUACAACACACCGCCAUCUGUGAGCACAAUGAGGCAAAACGUCCGAAAACGUGUGACGUAUGCUAUUGUGACAAAACACGUGAUCACGACUGCGUAAAAGCACUACUCGUAGCCAAAUGUAGCGCGAAUAUCGAAAUAGAUUUCUUACGAAAAACGGUGACAGAUAUGGAAAGUGAGAAAGAUCAGACGAUGCUAAAAUGAAAUUAUUAAACUUAUUAUUAAACAUGGUGAUCGACGAGAAUUGCAAAAAUAAAGACGAUGUUUUAGAUAUUUUGAAUGAGCUGGCACAUAAUAAAUAUAUAAGGCAAAAAUCGCGAGAUUUUAAUUCAAUUAUCAAAUUGCUCUCGGUUAUUGAUGAAACAAUUCUCAUUAAUACGUGCAAUACGGUAUUGGUUAAAAUUUGGAAAAUAUUGUUUAGUUUAACAGAUGAAAAUUCUAGCAACUCAUGCGAACAGUUUAUGGAUAAAA